Molecule: messenger RNA, 1155 nt
Organism: Centropristis striata (black sea bass)
Lineage: Eukaryota; Metazoa; Chordata; Actinopteri; Perciformes; Serranidae
Gene: cfap119
Product: cilia and flagella associated protein 119
Exons: 8
Coding region: 210-887 (225 amino acids)
Source: RefSeq, a predicted model, not a curated record
UCCGCUAAAUAGCCUACUUUUACACUGUUUAAACAACAGCUUGAUACGGUUGGGUUAUUGUUUGUUUUUUUAAACAGACUACAAAAUCUAUUUUUGGCGUUUGUAGUGUUUUGACGUUAUAUGUUAUUAUACGUCAGAAUCAAACCAAUCGCUCUUCCGUUUUUCGGCUGCAUACUUCUGCUGUUUUCUCAAUUCAUAAGAAAUAAAAAAUGGAUACCAAAAUAAAGAUGCCACAGGUCCUGAAAGCUAAAGUGGUGCUAUGGACAGAUGUAAGCUACCAUGACAUGGAGGAGAUAGACAAAAUGCAGUCCAUUCCUGAUCUGGAGAGUGCUUUAUGCAGUGUGUUAGGAGUUGACUUCCCUGAACCGAAAAGAGGAGUUCUGCUGGAGUUGUAUGUCCAGACUGUGCUUUUUUGCAGAGAAUGCAACUUCAAAAAGGAGCAAACUUCAGCUCUCUUGUCCAUCAUCAAAUCCAUCCAUGAGGCUAACAUAGAAACAUCACUCAACAACAUAGAACAGUGUUACCAGUACUGUAAGGAGCUGCUCCUCUGUCACUCAGUCAGGCGACCUCCCUUUAGUAUCAACCUCUUCAGCUCAGAGGAGGUGACCUGUAUAUUAAAGUACAUUUAUGACAGCUACGUGAGACACUACAAACUCUACAAAUACAUUUUCACCCCACAGGUAAGACUUGAUUUGUCUUUGAUUUACUCUGGGAUCCCAGACCAGGAUGAAUCUUCUGCUCUAGAUGUUGAAAAUGUGAUGGAAGCAGCACCAAAGACAGACAACUCUCCUCAGACACAGGAAACAUCCAUUGAAGAGCACACAGGAGCCGCACUGGGUAGGAUCACAAAUCAUCAAUGUAGAUGCAUCCCAAAUCUUGUAUUCUAACUGCUUAAUUUCUUCACUUUCAGGUUUAAAAUCAGAAUUGAAGUCUCUGAUCGAGAAAGAGGUCAGAGAACAGAUGACGCUCGUGUCUGGACAACUAGAUCAGCGAAUGAAAGACGUUGCAGAUCAGCACAACAGAGCAAGAGAUUCUCCAUAGCCCAACCACAAAGCCAAAAAGUAAUAGAUGAGAUUUUGAAUGAGCACAAAAUAUGACAAUUAGAGCUUAAACAUUAGUUUUAUUUUCAAUAAACCUUUUUUUUCAAAUACAGUA